UGUAAAUCAAUUUAAGAAAUUAAAUAUUGAAAUUAUUAAUGAUUGCUUGCAAGCAAAUAUGGAAAUGAAGUAAUUUGCAAUCGACAAAAUGAUUGCAGCUGCGUAAUCACAUUUACUUUCUCUAUAUAACAUUCUCUUCUCUCUCUUGAGCUCAUCUUAUUUUAAUUUUGUUCGGGUAGACGACAAGUAAGUUAUUGGUCUGCAACAAUGGCAAAAGAUGCAAUCAAAAUUCUUGUCACUGGGGCUGCUGGACAAAUAGGCUAUGCUCUUGUUCCAAUGAUCGCAAGAGGGAUCAUGUUAGGCCUAGACCAGCCUGUAAUUCUGCACAUGCUUGACGUUGAACCUGCCGCCAAGGCCCUGGAAGGAGUGAAAAUGGAACUGAUUGAUGCUGCCUUUCCUCUUCUCCAAGGUAUUAUUGCAACUACUGAUGUAAUUGAAGCUUGUCGAGGCGUCAAUAUUGCUGUUAUGGUUGGUGGUUUUCCCUGCAAAGAAGGAAUGGAGAGAAAGGAUGUAAUGCCUAGAAAUGUGCCUAUAUUCAGGGCUCAAGCUUCAGCUUUGGAGCAGCAUGCUGCUCCAGAUUGCAAGGUCCUAGUGAUUGCUAACCCUGCAAACACUAAUGCGCUCAUCUUGAAGGAAUCUGCCCCCUCCAUCCCAGCAAAGAGCAUCACAUGCCUCACAAGACUCGAUCAUAACAGAGCCCUUAGCCACAUUGCAGAUAGGCUAAAUGUUCAGGCUAGCAAUGUGAAGAAUGUAAUUAUAUGGGGAAACCAUUCUUCCAGCCAGUACCCAGAUGCUCAUCAUGCCAUUGCAAUCACCAGCAUUGGUGAAAAGUCUGUCAAAGAACUUAUUGCAGAUGAUCAUUGGUUAGAUACAGAGUACGUUGCAUUUGUGCAGCAGAGAGGUGCAGCCAUCAUCAAAGCUCGGAAACUAUCGAGUGCACUAUCUGCUGCAAGUGCUGCUUGUGAUCAUAUCCGUGAUUGGGUUCUUGGCACUCCCAAGGUUGAUUCUGUCAUAUUGAACUUGCAAACAAAGUCUAUAUUCUCCUUUUUUUUUAAUGCUCUGUUUCCUCUUUAUCCACGUUCCAAUCAGGGAACAUGGGUUUCUAUGGGAGUGUAUUCUGAUGGGUCCUACGGCAUCGAACCUGGUCUUAUUUACUCGUUUCCUGUUACUUGCCAGAAAGGAGAAUGGUCAAUUGUCCAGGGGCUCAACAUUAAUGAGUUCUCCAGGGAGAAGCUGGAUGCCACUGCAAAAGAACUUGUUGAGGAGAAAUCACUUGCCUAUUCAUGCCUUGAUAAUUAACAUACUCUUCCAUUAUGUGAUAUAUUCAAUUAUUCUCUUAGUUUUAUGUUUAAUCAUCAUUAACCCUAGUUUUGGUGUAAAAUACUUAUGUGUUUCUUUUUCUAAUUUGAGAUCGAAUAUUGAACCAAUUCAUUAAUUUAAGCUAUAUUUUUCACUUAGUUAAUCUAAAUUCAAGAUAUAUAUUUUUUCAAUCUCUCAGAUUUCGUUUA
This is a messenger RNA of Manihot esculenta (cassava), 1508 nucleotides long. Its product is annotated as malate dehydrogenase. Lineage: Eukaryota; Viridiplantae; Streptophyta; Magnoliopsida; Malpighiales; Euphorbiaceae. Bases 208 to 1299 code for a protein of 363 amino acids. Gene Ontology annotation, molecular function: L-malate dehydrogenase (NAD+) activity. The transcript has 6 exons. The record is from RefSeq and is a predicted model, not a curated record. Gene Ontology annotation, biological process: oxaloacetate metabolic process; tricarboxylic acid cycle; malate metabolic process.